This is a messenger RNA of Quercus robur (English oak), 1005 nucleotides long. RefSeq lists its product as uncharacterized. The transcript is spliced from 3 exons. The record is from RefSeq and is a predicted model, not a curated record. Lineage: Eukaryota; Viridiplantae; Streptophyta; Magnoliopsida; Fagales; Fagaceae. Bases 1 to 1005 code for a protein of 334 amino acids.
AUGUGGGAGGGCGAGACCCUGAAGACGUAUUUCGACAGGUAUUGGGAGAUAUUCAAUGAGAUAGAUGGGGACUUUGAUGACUUGGCUAUAAGGACUUUCAAGGUCGGCUUACCCGCCGAGCAUGAUCUGAGAAAGUCUCUAACUAGGAAAUCGAUUAGAAGUGUGCAUCAACUCAUGGACCGUAUUGAUGAGUAUAAGCGGGUUGAGAAGGAUGAACAACAGGGAGAAGGGAAAGCCAAAGUGGUCCUUCAGGAUAGAAUGGAUUUCAGGUCAAAUAGGACUAGUUCAAAACCAUCUAGGGUGCUGUUUAUAGUUCAACCAUUUAUCGAAGACUUGCCCCCUGAUUCGAAGAGGAGUAGAGUGGGGGUCCAACCAGUUUUGAGCUUUUCUGAUGAGGACAAGGCUGGGACCUUACAGCCACACGAUGAUGCCCUAGUAGUUACUCUCAAGAUAGGAGGGUAUGAUGUGAAGAGGGUACUAGUAGACCAAGGCAACGGCGCAAAGAUCAUGUAUCCUGAUCUAUUUAGAGGACUGAAGCUGAGGCCCAAUGACCUAACCUGCUAUGACUCCCCUCUAAUAGGGUUUGAUGGGAAAAUUGUCUUUCCAAGGAGCCAGAUUAGGCUGCCUAUUCAGGCAGGGUCAGAAGUCGUGGAAAUACCAUUGGCUCUGGGUGAUCAGAAGAAGACUUCUUUCGUUAAGCCCAUAGAGAAUUAUCAUUACAAGGUGAUGCCUUUUGGACUGAAGAAUGUGGAGUCUACUUAUCAGAGGAUGAUGACCAGGAUGUUCAAACCACAACUGGGUAAAAACAUUGAGGUUUACAUAGACGAUAUGGUGGUAAAGAGAAAGGUGGAGUCUGAGCACAUAAACGAUCUCGGAGAUAUUUUCGAGAUACUGAGGAAACACAAACUGCGCCUCAAUGCCACUAAAUAUUCUUUUGGGCUAGGCUCGGGCAAGUUUCUGGGUUAUAUGGUUACCCACUACGAAAUUGAAGUCGACCCUGAUUAG